This is a messenger RNA of Rhipicephalus sanguineus (brown dog tick), 2105 nucleotides long. RefSeq names its product protein ABHD18. Bases 246 to 1559 code for a protein of 437 amino acids. Lineage: Eukaryota; Metazoa; Arthropoda; Arachnida; Ixodida; Ixodidae. The record is from RefSeq and is a predicted model, not a curated record. The transcript has 13 exons.
UGGACUUGGAGAACGUGCUGAAUUUUUCAUACACGUUCGCAUGUUUAUAUUUUUGCAGCUGUGAGCAUCAGUUAGCCAUUUCGUUAGUUGUUUGAAAGCGUGCUCGGCGCUCUGGAUCGUGACUGAAUUUUUCUUAUAUGCUAGUUCAGCUUCAUCUCAACUAAAUACGAAUGAUAAGAUCAAUGGUCAGCCCUGGUGUAGCAUUCUCUGGAGUUCUCUACCGCACACAGUCAUAAGUCUCGGACAUGACGACCACAAGCCGUUUCGAUGCCGUUUACCGGACGGCGUUACUAUCGAAGUACUUCAUCAAAGGUUGGGGAAAGCCUGACAACCUCAAAAGGUUAUUUGACUUCAAGAAGAAAAUGACGGCUCGUGAAACAUGCAGCCAACUUGUACCACAUGACUACCCUGUCAUGAUUGACAAGAUUGAAGACCAUUCAAAUUACCGCAUCUUAGAAGGCCACCUAGUUAGUCCAUUAGUUCAGUACCUGCCCGAGUGUGUGCCAAAGGAAUCACAUAAAGCAUGGUUCCAAGUCCUCUUGCCAAAACGGUGGGUAACUGACCCCCUGAGGCCUCUUUGCAUACACCUUGCCGGAACGGGCGACCACUAUUUCUGGAGGAGAAGAACUCUAACAUGCAGGCCACUCUUAAAAGAAAAUGGUGUGGCUUCUAUAAUACUGGAAAACCCUUUUUAUGGUCUAAGAAAGCCCAAGGACCAAGUAUGUACACGAGCAAACUGGCUGCGGUCAAACCUGCACUGUGUGUCUGACAUCUUUGUUAUGGGUGGCUGCCUUGUGCUUGAAUCAAUGGCAUUGCUUCACUGGUGUGAACGUGAGGGCUUUGGACCGCUUGGCAUCACGGGCAUCUCUAUGGGUGGCCAUAUGGCAUCGCUUGCUGGGGCUAAUUGGUACAAACCCAUAGGAAUCAUUCCCUGCCUUAGUUGGACAACAGCUUCGUGUGUCUUUACACAGGGUGUUAUGAGUGGUGCAAUCCCAUGGGAGCUUCUGCAGAGCCAGUAUUUCUCCGAUCAUGUUUUUCGGGAAGAGAUAGAACAACUCAUCCACACACCCGAGCAGAAUGCAGCGUUCAAGGCUGGCCAGAAGUUUGCUCGCAACUUCUCCCACAGCAUGGAGAGCUAUGAUGUCUCACUAGCACUACAGUCGAGCCCUGACAUGCGUCCAACAGAAGCGCUCAAUUUCAUGCGAGGCAUCAUGGACGAGUGCACGCAUCUGGAGAACUUUGCACGACCCGUGGAUCCCAGCCUCGCUGUUUGUGUGGCAGCCACCAGGGAUGCAUACGUCCUUCGCGAAGGGUUGAAACCUCUGCCUGAAAUCUGGCCUGGUUGUGAAGUGCGCUACGUCGAUUUUGGCCAUGUGGCAGCGUUUCUGUUUAGCCAACAUGUGUUCAGAAAAGCCAUGAUUGACUCUCUGGAAAAGACGAGCUUAAAAUACUACGGACGGUCGCUCUUUGAAAGAAAGGAGGGCACUUCGGCAGAAACAUGCACGACUGUAUUGCAUGCCAAAGAGACCAGCAAAAGAGUCACGAAAUCUGAAGUCUAGCUUUAAUCUGGCUACAUUAUCUCUCGCUAUAUAUUCAUCACACAGCCGCUGGGUUGGAACAUGUUUUUAUACUGUCUGGCAACCACAUCCUUUCAUGAGACUGUCGCACAAAUUUUGUACACAAAGGCACAUUCAUGCAAGUACACUGAAAUGUAACUCAUUAAACUAACCUUUGCCACUUGCCACUUCAUCGUGAAGCAUUAACUGCUUGAUUACGGCAGUUACCAAAGCUGAAUUUGUGUGAUAAAACCAAGAACUGUUUUGCAGUUAGGACAAGCCAUUAUUUUGAGUGUUCCAAGUUUGGUGCAAUCUUGUACAUAACAGAUCGUGUAAAUACAGUAGUCAUGUUACUGCCUGCGAACAUGUUUGUACUACGUAUACACAGAGGAACAACUGCCUGUUGUGUUGUGUGCUGUCUAUGUGCAUUUUUUUAAUGGAGCUUGGCUUCGCGCAUGUUAGUAUUUCAGAUUUUUAGCAUGCUUGAACAUAUGAAAUGCUGUUUUAGCUGUAGAUUGAAAUAAACACGUGUGCAGGUUGCCUGUGCAA